This is a messenger RNA of Anarrhichthys ocellatus (wolf-eel), 2564 nucleotides long. RefSeq names its product proteasome 26S subunit, ATPase 6 (gene psmc6). Bases 268 to 1437 code for a protein of 389 amino acids. NCBI's taxonomy places the organism in Eukaryota, Metazoa, Chordata, Actinopteri, Perciformes, Anarhichadidae. Gene Ontology annotation, molecular function: ATP hydrolysis activity; ATP binding. The transcript has 14 exons. The record is from RefSeq and is a predicted model, not a curated record.
ACAAAAAACGCCGAGUUUUGGCUGCCGCCAAUACUCGUCCACCUUUCAAGCGAGGCGCAGCUCAUCUCGAACGAGCCUAAUGUCAGCAGGACAAGUUGAUUACCAAUUAUCGCUGUGUAAAGGCUAUCUGUGAUUCAUUUCGGGGUGUACUUAUUUUAUGUCACUCAGCAGACUUGUUAUAGUUACAGAUCUGCACACUAGCAAAGUGUCAGGGACGGGGCGGAUACUGUUGUGACGCGGCAGUUUCCCAGCAUACAGUGGGGCAUCAUGGCGGACACAAGGGAGAAGGCACUGCAAGACUACAGGAAAAAAUUACUUGAACACAAAGAAAUUGACGGGAGGUUAAAAGAAUUGAGAGAACAACUGAGAGAACAAACUAAACAGUACGAGAAAUCAGAAAAUGACCUGAAGGCUCUGCAAAGUGUUGGUCAGAUUGUUGGAGAAGUGCUCAAACAGCUGACUGAGGAGAAAUUCAUUGUCAAGGCCACCAACGGCCCCAGAUAUGUGGUUGGAUGCCGCAGACAGUUGGACAAGUCCCAGCUGAAGCCAGGCACCAGAGUGGCUUUGGACAUGACCACACUCACUAUAAUGAGGUACCUGCCCAGAGAGGUGGACCCUCUGGUCUACAACAUGUCCCACGAGGACCCGGGCAGCGUCUCCUACUCUGAGAUUGGAGGCUUGUCCGAACAGAUCCGUGAGCUGAGAGAGGUGAUUGAGCUGCCUCUGACCAACCCUGAGCUCUUCCAGAGAGUGGGCAUCAUCCCCCCUAAAGGCUGCCUGCUCUACGGGCCUCCAGGUACUGGGAAGACUCUUCUUGCCAGAGCGGUGGCCAGUCAGCUGGACUGUAACUUCCUCAAGGUGGUGUCCAGCUCCAUCGUGGACAAGUACAUCGGUGAGAGCGCCAGGCUGAUUAGAGAGAUGUUCAACUAUGCCAGAGACCACCAGCCCUGCAUCAUCUUUAUGGAUGAGAUUGAUGCCAUUGGCGGCCGUCGUUUCUCUGAGGGAACUUCUGCUGACAGAGAGAUCCAGAGGACUUUGAUGGAGCUGCUGAACCAGAUGGACGGCUUUGACACGCUGCACAGAGUCAAGAUGAUCAUGGCCACCAACAGACCUGAUACUCUGGACCCGGCCCUGCUGCGUCCCGGCAGACUGGAUCGUAAAAUUCACAUUGAACUGCCAAAUGAACAGGCUCGUCUGGACAUCCUCAAAAUCCACUCCAGUCCCAUCACCAAGCACGGAGAAAUGGAUUAUGAAGCCAUCGUGAAGCUAUCAGACGGUUUCAACGGAGCUGAUCUGAGAAACGUGUGCACAGAAGCAGGUUUGUUUGCCAUCCGCGCUGACCGAGAGUACGUCACACAGGAGGACUUCAUGAAAGCGGUGCGGAAGGUGGCGGAUUCAAAGAAGCUCGAGUCCAAGCUGGACUACAAGCCUAUAUAAAUCUGUCAUAGCCCUGUUCCCAUAUUUUUCAUUGCAUUUUCAUGGAUUUGCUGUGUUCCUCGUUCUCGCAAGUUGCCAACAAGUAACUUUUACUCAGUAACCCGUUUCCACUGGUUAGCGUGACCUGCAUCAUAGAGGCUGAUCAUUCUGCCAUCCCACAGAACACCUGAUAAAAUAACUUGUACUGAAAAUACACCGUUAUAUGGAAAGUUGUUUAUCACCAUUCUUUCCUCUCAACCUUAAAGUAAGUGUGAUUGACAUUCAGCAUCUCACUGACUGCAUGAUCCAAAACUCAUUAAAGGGACAGUUCAGCCCAAUAUCAAACACAUUUGUCCUCUUACCUGUAGUGCUUCUUUUCACUGUAGUUAGUUGUGGUGUGAGUUGCCGAGUGUUGAGAUCCCGGCCGUAGAGAUGUGUGCAUUCUCUCCAAUGUAAUGGGACCAGAUGGUACUCGGCUUGUGGCGCUCCAAGCACCAAAAAACUACAUUUAAAAUAACUUCAGCAAUGUCAGUCCAGAAAUCAUGGCUCAAUAUUAUCCAUAGACCUUGUUGUGAGCAGUAUGUAUGUGUAUAUAUUAUACAUGCAUACAUUUUAAUUGUAUUGCAGUUAAACAAUAGGCCUACAGAGAAUGCAGAGGGUGGUGCAGAUAAUCUCCAAAUAACCAUGUUAGAAUGUAGGAGCCCAACACUCCGUGAGUAGCAGACCACUACGGUCCCUUGUCAUGGCCUUUAAGAUUCUUCUUCAGGAUGAUGUUUGAUUGGGACUGCAGAUGUCUGUACAGGCUGCAUGUGUUGACAGAACAAAUUGACUUACCAGUACUGGAGCUAAAAAUGUAAAGUCAGCCUGUGUAGUGGAGCUCUCUUAACUUUAUGUAGACACAGUUGGUAACAGCCUCUGUUAUAUGCCGAUAGUAGUGAAAAGCAGCGGUGUUUGAUGGCUGACAUUUACAGUCGCACUCACCCAAGGGAUACGUGUCCUGUCCCCCCCAUUGCUUUUACAGCUGCAUCGUUACCUUGUAUUGAAUAUAAAAUAACACAAAUAUGUACACUGUACAAAUAUCAAAUAAAGGUCAAAUUACUGACAAAAUCAAUUCUAUAUUACAAGGGUUUUUGAUUGGACAGUAAUUU